Molecule: messenger RNA, 678 nt
Organism: Ascoidea rubescens DSM 1968
Lineage: Eukaryota; Fungi; Ascomycota; Saccharomycetes; Ascoideales; Ascoideaceae
Gene: FCF2
Product: Fcf2p
Exons: 2
Coding region: 1-678 (225 amino acids)
Biological process (GO): RNA processing
Cellular component (GO): nucleolus
Molecular function (GO): RNA binding
Source: RefSeq, a predicted model, not a curated record
AUGAUGAGUAUAUCUACUAAUCCUGGCAUUUUAAAUAACCAUUCUAAUAUUUAUGAUCAUUCUGUUAUCAUUGAUUACAACAACUUUGAUAUUGAUGAUUUAUUUGAACUUUUGAAGAAAGAGAACAAAACAAAAAUCGAGGAUAAUGCCAGUGAGGAAACGAACAGCUUGGAUUCGAUUCAAAGAACAAUAAAUUCGUUACCUAAAAUAAGAUCCUCUUUUGAACAAUAUACAUACGAUAGGCAUUUUGGUCAUAAAGAAUACUUAUCAAAGGCUAAAACUGAGAUUACUUUUACCAGAGAAAAUAAAAUAAAAGAGAAAAAGGAAUCAAUUACUGAAAAAUGGUUUAGUAUUGGGAAACCGGAAAUGACUCCAGAAAUCAAAAGAGAUUUGCUAUUAGUCCAACAAAGAAGUGCUUUGGAUCCUAAAAGAUUUUACAAGAAAGAAAAAUGGCAAAUUCCAAAACAUUUUCAGAUUGGAACUGUAAUUGAGCCUACUACAAACACAAAACUAUACCCUAAUAAGAAAAUUAAAGGGCAAACAAUGUUGCAAUCAUUAAUGAAUGACAAAGAUUCAAAAUCAUACUUCAAGAAGAAAUAUGAUGAAAUUCAAAAAAGUAAAAGAAGUGGUAAAAAAGCACAUUACAAAAAAGUUCAAAAACUAAGGAGAAGGUUUUAA